Juglans microcarpa x Juglans regia is the source of this 3428-nucleotide messenger RNA. RefSeq names its product putative wall-associated receptor kinase-like 16. Gene Ontology annotation, molecular function: polysaccharide binding; ATP binding; calcium ion binding. The record is from RefSeq and is a predicted model, not a curated record. The transcript is spliced from 4 exons. Gene Ontology annotation, biological process: protein phosphorylation; cell surface receptor signaling pathway. Bases 733 to 3123 code for a protein of 796 amino acids. Gene Ontology annotation, cellular component: plasma membrane. Lineage: Eukaryota; Viridiplantae; Streptophyta; Magnoliopsida; Fagales; Juglandaceae.
UCUUGUUUAUAAAUGUAUAAUAGGUUGUUUAAAGUUCUUGAAGGACGUAGAGCAAAGGUAAAGAGAAAGCGUGGCAGCUGAAGGAAGUGGCUGAAAAUAUUCCAAAGUGGCUAGCUAGGUGCUCAAGAGUGCGAGAGAGGAGAUCACAAUACGGAUGAAAAGAGUAGAGACCUCGUGAAUCGAUGCUAGUUAAAGCCGUAUGUCAUGAAGUUCCUAGACAGAGUAAUAUGCUGACCAGGUUGAAGUAGUUUUAAGUGUUUUGAAAAUUCGAGGUUGUGAAAAUUCGAGAGGUGAGGAUCAUAGACCUGCAGCUAUAUAUAUACGGAGAGUUAUUUUCUCAUGCAAUUAAUUAUCUCUUUUAGUGCUCAGAAAAAUAAUCCGUCAAGGAGACAGAUAAUCUAAAGUUUUUUAAAUAUCAUCUAUUUAGAACAGUACUGUCCCUUGUAAUCUUUGCCAGGUUCCGUUCUGUGUGUUUGAUGUACCACAAGUCUGGCCUAGGAUAUUUGAAUGUUUAUGUAGUUAGUCUGCAGCUACGACUGUGCCUGUUUUUCAUUGUAUCAUUCUUCUUAAACGAGCAAGAUUGUUGGUUGUUUUAUCUUUUACGCUUCUCUGUUUUUUUUUUUUUUUUUUUUGGCUCGACUCCAUACGGCCUGUAUUUUUUUCUAAUUAUUCGACACUGCCAGCAGCACAAGUUAUUAAUUUUUAAGAAAGCACACGAAUUGAAGGAAAACCAUGGCCUUCAAUGGAAAGCUUUUGCAACCUCUGCUAGUACUUGGGGAACUGAUCGUGUUGAUGAUUUUAGUAGCGUCAGUAGCAUCUACACCCAAUUCAGGAUGUGACCGUAGAUGUGGAAGUGUUAAAAUCCCCUACCCAUUUGGAACAAGCGAGGGUUGUUACCUUGACUCAACAUUUCUCAUCACUUGUAACAACACAAUAAUACAUGGGCCAAAACCAUCUCUGGGCCCUGAUAUGUUUGUCGAGGACAUAUCAGUAUUGGAUGGGGAACUGCGAGUCUCAAACCCCGUAGCCAGUCUUUGUAAAGUCCUCAAGCAAAGCGGCGAAGGAAAACCGACAGUGCCAAGUAGAACCAAACAGGCUAUACCAUGCUCUCAAACAAAGGGAACUUACUCAAGAUGCAUCGAUGGCGGGGAGCCUAUUAGCAUAAGUGUCAACUACAGUGGCAACUCUGCCUUGUUCAAGCUGUCAAAUUUUCGCAUCUCAAAUAAGAGGAACAAGAUCACUGCCGUGGGUUGUGGCGUUUAUUCGUUUAUUCAAGGCUCUGUGGAACAAAAGGGCUUCACUACUGGAUGCUUAUCACUCUGUAACUCCAAUGUCAGCGAUGUGGUUAACGGGUCAUGCUCUGGUAUUGGCUGUUGUCAGACUUCUAUUCCAAAAGGAGCGACCGAAUUUGAUCUAAGUGUUCGGAGCUUGAGCGAGUACAACACGACAACUCUUGACAUCGGUGAAUGUGCUUUCGGCUUUAUAGUGGACGAAAAAGCAUACAACUUUUCAUCUUUGGAUUUCUCAGAUUUACUGGAUAGAAAGACUGUACCCCUGGUGCUUGAUUGGGCAGUUGGGAAUGAGACAUGUAAAGAUGCUGAGAAAAAUAUGGAUAGCUACGCAUGUAAGGCAAACAAUAGUUAUUGUUACGAUUCCAGCAACGGCCCUGGGUAUCGUUGCAAUUGCUCCGAUGGUUAUCAAGGGAACCCAUACCUCCCUGUUGGACCCGACAGUUGCCAAGAUAUCAACGAGUGCAUUUCGCUUGAGAAACCUUGCGCUGGUAAUGCAACAUGCAACAACACUGAUGGAAAUUACACAUGUACUUGUCAACAUGGGUACGAAGGAGAUGGGAGGAUGCCACCCGGAAUAGGUUGCAGACCUAGAGAAAGCCAAUCUAGAAUUAUUGCCAUUGCACUCGGUAUUAGCAGUGGCCUCCUAGUGCUCCUUUUGGGAAGUUCUUUGGUAUAUUGGGUACUGCAGAAAAGAAAGCUCAUUAAACUCAAAGAGAAGUGGUUCCAACAAAAUGGUGGCAUGAUGUUACAGCAAAGGCUUCCAAAUCAAACAGGAUCCACGGAGACAGCAAAAGUCUUCAGCACUGAAGAACUUGAGAAGGCAACCGACAAUUACAACAAGAGCAGAGUCCUCGGCCAAGGAGGCUAUGGUGUGGUUUAUAAAGGAAUAUUGUCGGAUAAUAGAGUGGUUGCGAUUAAAAAGUCAAAAAUUGGAGAUCAAAGUCAGAUUGAACAAUUCAUAAAUGAGGUAAUUGUGCUUACUCAAAUCAACCAUAGAAAUGUUGUUAAACUAUUAGGUUGUUGUUUGGAAACAGAAGUGCCCAUGCUAGUCUAUGAAUUCAUCACAAAUGGAACACUUUCUGAUCAUCUUCAUGAUAAAAGCCGAUCUUCCUUACUCUCAUGGGACAAUCGUCUUAAAAUAGCAACAGAAAGUGCAGGGGCCCUUGCAUACUUACAUUUUGAAGCUUCUAUGCCAAUUAUACACCGAGAUGUAAAAACUGCAAAUAUACUUUUGGAUGAAAACCACACAGCAAAAGUAUCAGAUUUUGGAGCUUCAAGACUCGUUCCUCUUGAUCAAACACAAUUAACUACUUUGGUGCAAGGAACAUUAGGAUACUUGGAUCCUGAAUACUUUCAUACUAGUCAUCUAACAGAAAAAAGUGAUGUCUAUAGUUUUGGUGUUGUAUUAGCAGAGUUACUGACUGGUAAGAAAGUGAUUUCUUUGGAUAGGCCUGAAAGUGAGAGAAAUUUGGCAACAUACUUUGUUUCUAUGGUAAAAGAUGAUCGCUUAGUAGAAGUUCUUGAUGACAACAUUCACAAUGGAAGUUAUAUCGAAGAACUAAAGAAAGUUGCUAAUGUUGCAAAAAGAUGCCUAAGUGUCAAAGGAGAUGAUAGGCCUAGUAUGAAGGAGGUGGCGGUGGAGCUGGAUGGACUGAGAGUUCAGGAAAAGAAGGCAAGAAAAGAAGCUAAUCUCAACACAGAAGAGAGUGAGUAUUUUCUUCAUCCAUCCACACACUCUUUAAGCAUUGAUGUUGGCGUUGGCUAUUCUUCCACAAGUACCAUUGAUAGCAUGGGAAAUCAAGCACUAAAACCAACGGAUGAUGGCAGAUAAUCCAUUAGUCCUUGAGCCACAAUCAGCCAGCAUCUUCCUCCAAGUCAACGGAUGAUGGUAGAUUUCGGACUCUUUGCAUGCAGUGUUCAUGUUUUCUCAAUAUAGAUCUUUUUGUAUGUUAAAAGUUUUCUGUCAUGGUUUGCUAAUUUGUAUUAUUGGGAGCUUUUGUACGUACGAGUGAGCAAGUCUAGUAUAUUGCUCAAUUAGGUGUGCGCUUUGAGCUGGGUACUCCUUUCAUCAUGUGUGUUCUAAGUUUUUAUUUGUGAAGUAUGGGUAGAUUAAUUAAUGUAACUUAAAUAUUAGUG